Hordeum vulgare subsp. vulgare (domesticated barley) is the source of this 1182-nucleotide messenger RNA. RefSeq lists its product as uncharacterized. The record is from RefSeq and is a predicted model, not a curated record. The transcript is spliced from 3 exons. The coding region runs from base 93 to 905 and encodes 270 amino acids. NCBI's taxonomy places the organism in Eukaryota, Viridiplantae, Streptophyta, Magnoliopsida, Poales, Poaceae.
CCAAGUUUUGCCACACUGCAGCCGACGGACGCCCCGCACUCUUGUCUCCAUCGUCUAGGUUUUCGCUUUGCCAACGCUACGCCGCCGAAAAUAUGGCCUCCAACGCCAAUGACGCCCGCCGUGACGCCCAGCCGGGGAGCCGCGACGCCGCGAAUCUCGUGCGCCUUCGCCGUAUCGGGCGCUCCGAGGCCGGUUUCGACGCGGCCCAGCGCGUGGAGAAGGGCGCUGCCAACCAGGUCAAGUCCGAGCGUACCUCGCUCGCCCGCUUGAGGCCGAAGGACGUCGGCGAUGCAGAGGGUUCUGCACGCCGGAGAAUCACAGAGCGCGCCAAAAUUGUCCCGCUGCAGCCGGCAUCGGAUGGAUGCGUGGAGGAGGAGGCUCGGAUCAACAAGAGGAAAGCUGAUUCGCUGGAAGUAAUCCAUAUUAGCGACGAUGAAACUGUCGUCGCAGUCCCACCGACCAAGAUCAAGAUCAAGAAGAAAGCGGCCGCGGGAGACAGUCGAGGUUCUCGACGCGGACGCGGACACGAACGCGGAGAAAGCUCUGCAGCUAAGUCGGCAGUGGCUGCUUCGUCCUCACAAGGCAACCGCUGCUGGCUGAUUGCGCCGUCUUCACCGGUGCCUAACAGGAGCCUGUUCACGGCGCCACCGGCUUCUCCGGUGGCUGAUGACGCCGGCCAUCUCCAAGAUGAAACUAGUUCGGUGAAUGAAGAAGAAAGUGAUGCAAGUUUGGGAUCGGACGAAGUAGACGAAACAGAACUGUAUCUGCUCGCUUGUGUUUCUGAGAUGAUCGCUAACGAUAGCGAUAGCGAUACAAGAAAUAAUUUUGCAAAUGGUGAAGGGACUUCAGAAGAAGGUAGGACUAGAAACUGCACAGGAGAGCUUCCCGUGGAGCGCGAUAAUUAAGCUGGAAACACCGAAGGCAAAGAGAAAGGGGGAUACAGGUCGUCAUUGGUAUAAGGAUUUUGUGUCAGUUCGAAGAGGCAUGUUUGUCGACCUAAAAGCAAUUAUUGCUAGAAAUUUACCAAGUUUUUGGACAUUUUAUUAUCUAUCUACUGAGUUUGUACUCUUAUUGGUUGGAGUACUUUCUAACUGAGACCCGAUAUUUUGUAUAUUUGAGAUCUCCACAAAACUCUGUAAUUCAAUUAAAGUAUUGGUGCAAUAGCCACCAAGUGUUCUGUUA